AUGAUUAUACAGAAAACUAUUAUCGUUAUUCUACUACUAUUUAUCUGGAUUCCUAAAUCUUUUCAAAGUAUGUUUAUUGAUAUGAAAAGUACUUAUAAUAAUUGAAAUAUAAUAUCUGAUUGUGAGAUCUCUAUAAUUCGGAAUUCUUAAUUUUACUUCGGUAAAUUUAGAGAACACAUUUUAUAAAUAGAGAGAUUUUUUCAGUAAUUUCUUUAAUCCGAUGAGCAAAGUCUGCUGCGCUAUUAGAUUGUGUUGACUAGAUUAUUUUUUUUUUUUGAAUUUUCAAAAACAAUUAUUUGGAAUUAACUAUGGGCCCACUUUUUAUAAAUCAGAACACCUAUUAAGAAAUAGAACCAUUUCUUAUCAUUUAUUUUCUAUGAGUUGUUUGUUGAGCUUUAGAAUAAACUAACAAGAAAACGAAAAACAUUUCAAUUUUCUCGACGUUUUCCCGCAACAUUUUUUUUACUUAUUUUCUAAACAACAUCAUUAUGUGAUCAUCUAUAAAAUACAACAAACACUUUCACUUAUUUUAUUUUUGUGUCCAUCCAUGUUUUUUGUGAGCAUUGUCUUAUCAUUCUCCAAAAAACAAAUUAUUUUAAAUUAAAAAAUUACGGUUGUUCAAGGAACAAUUUGUUUGUCCCUAGGGUCUCGUCACGACAAACAGUUUUUGUUUGCCGCGUGAAAGUUUUUGGUUUUGAAAAAUUGAGUGAAUUUUUAUUUGCUUUUUUUUCGGUGGAGUCGUUCAAGGUUUGAUCGCGUGAUCACGUGAAUAGAAUUAUGCUCUUGAUCAUUUCUAGAAACAUCGCUGUUAAUUUGGUUUUUCUUCUUAUCUUUUUUUCAAAAUAGGAAUCACUUGAAUUUUCCCCGCAUAAAAAAACAAAUCGAAUGAGAGCACAAAAAACAUAGCCAAAGGCACAGCUGCCUUUCUCUCCUGCGUCUCACUGGCCUCAAACACACACAAUCGAUUCUCUUUCAUUUUUUAGUUCUACACGUUUUGACAAAUAAAUAGAAAUUCUUAUCAUAGCGUUUUCGGCUUUGUUCAAUAAAAACAUUUGUUGUUUUCUUCAUGUUAUAAGUUAUUACAUUUUAUUUUAUUUAGACAUGUCUCUUACCCAAGACCCAGCCUUUAUUGCAUUGAAGAAACACGUAGAAGAUAACGAAAAAGAUAAACAAUUACUUGAUUGGUUCAAAGAAGAUGCUGGCCGUUUCCAAAAGUUUACGUGAGUUUUAAUUUCCUGAAUGAUUUUUAGUGCACUAAGCAGAUUUCAUCGAACUUUGUGGAAAAUGAUGCAAUUUUUCGAAUUUUUUGAAAUAAUGUUAAAAUAAUUAAUUAUUUCCAGACGAAACUUCGAUACUCCAGACGGUCAGUUUUUGUUUGAUUUCUCGAAAAAUCGUAUUACUUCAACUACAUUGGAUCUUCUUUUGAAACUUGUAAGUUAAUUUUAAAUAAUCAAAAAUCAAAUCUCGAUUUUUAGGCGAAAUCACGCGGGGUCGAAGAAUCAAGAGAUGCAAUGUUCAAUGCCGAAAAGAUCAAUUUCACUGAAGAUCGUGCUGUUUUGCACAUCGCUUUGAGAAAUCGAUCAAAUCGUCCAAUUUUGGUUAAUGGAAAAGAUGUAAGUUAAAUUUUCCUUAAUAUUUCGAAAAGCUUAUUUGAAGAUUUUAUAGGUUAUGCCAGAUGUUAACAGAGUUUUGGCUCAUAUGAAAGAGUUUGUGAAUGAAAUUAUUAGUGGAACAUGGACAGGAUAUACUGGAAAGAAGAUCACAGAUGUUGUUAAUAUUGGAAUCGGAGGUUCUGAUUUGGGACCAUUAAUGACAACUGAAGCUUUGAGACAUUAUCAAGUUGGUCCAAAUGUUCAUUUUAUUUCAAAUGUUGAUGGAACACAUGUUGCUGAAGUUACAAGCAAAUUGAAUGCUGAAACAACUCUUUUCAUCAUUGCAUCAAAAACUUUCACAACUCAAGAAACAAUUAGUAAUGCAGAAACUGCAAAAGAAUGGUUCUUGUCGAAAAAUGGCGGAGAUCAAUCAGCUGUUGCAAAACAUUUUGUUGCUUUAUCUACAAAUGUUCCAAAAGCUGUUGAAUUCGGAAUCAAUGAGAAAAACAUGUUCGAAUUCUGGGAUUGGGUUGGUGGAAGAUAUUCAUUGUGGUCAGCUAUUGGAUUAUCAAUUGCUGUUCAUAUUGGAUAUGAUAAUUUCGAAAAAUUAUUAGAUGGAGCAUUUGCUGUUGAUGAGCAUUUCCAUAAAACUCCUUUGGAAAAUAAUGUAUGUUUUCAAUAUUUUUCUGUUAUUUAUUUUUAUAUUGAUUUUUUGUAGAUCCCCGUUUUGUUGGCUAUGAUUGGAGUUCUUUACAAUAAUGUUUAUGGAGCAGAAACUCAUGCAUUGUUGCCAUAUGAUCAAUAUUUGCACAGAUUUGCUGCCUAUUUCCAACAAGGAGAUAUGGAGAGUAAUGGAAAAUUCGUGACAAGGUAAAUUUGAAAGAGUUAAAUGAUCUAACGUAAAAAGAAAAGGAAACAUAUUUCCAAAAGUUUUGUUUUGUGUGUCAUUUGCGCUCUGUUGAACACCAUUAUAUCCCAAAUCAAUUAUUUCAACAUUGUGUGCAAUAAUUUUUUUAGAAAAAUUAUGCAAUUUUCAGACAUGGAACACGUGUUGAUUAUUCAACUGGUCCAAUUGUUUGGGGAGAACCAGGAACAAAUGGUCAACAUGCAUUCUAUCAAUUAAUUCAUCAAGGAACUCGUCUUAUUCCAGCCGAUUUUAUUGCUCCAGUUAAAACAUUGAAUCCAAUUAGAAAUGGAUUGCAUCACCAGGUUUGUUGAAAAAACAUUAUUUUUGCUUCAUAGCAUUCAAUAUCAAUUAUUCUUUUCAUUUUUUGUUUUUAGAUUUUGCUCGCUAAUUUCUUGGCACAAACUGAAGCUUUGAUGAAAGGAAAAACUAGUCAAGAAGCUGAAAAAGAACUCAGAGCAGCUGGAUUGGAUGGAGAUAAAUUGAACAAGAUUUUGCCACAUAAGGUAUGUUUCGGAAUUAGGUUUUAUAGAUUCUAGAAAAUUAUCUAUUGAAUUUUUAAAGGUUUUCGAAGGAAACAAGCCAACAACUUCGAUUGUUUUGCCAGUUGUUACUCCCUAUACUCUUGGAUCUUUAAUUGCAUUCUAUGAACAUAAAAUCUUUGUUCAAGGAAUUAUUUGGGAUAUUUGCAGUUUCGAUCAAUGGGGGUAAGAAAUAUCGUUUGGUUUUGAAUUCUAGUAUCUAUAUUUCAAAUAACUAUUUUCAGAGUCGAACUCGGAAAACAAUUGGCAAAAGUAAUUCAACCUGAAUUGGCUACACCAGAAGUUAUUUCAACUCAUGAUGGAUCUACAAAUGGAUUGAUUGCGUUCAUCAAAAAACACGCAUAA
This is a messenger RNA of Caenorhabditis angaria, 3383 nucleotides long. Lineage: Eukaryota; Metazoa; Nematoda; Chromadorea; Rhabditida; Rhabditidae. The record is from the annotation of a GenBank genome assembly.